AUGCAACUAUUGAUGCAAAUGUAUUUCCUUAGCAGUCGAUCCCUUGCGUCGCCUUUCUACCGGUGGCUGGUGUUGCGCCACUCUUCCACAAAAUUGUUUGUCGGAGGACUUUCUUAUGAUACCAAUGAACCUGUUCUGAAGAAUGCUUUCGAGAAGUAUGGCGAAGUAAUUCAAGUAAACGUUGUAUGUGACCAUGUAAGUAGCAAAUCAAAAGGAUAUGGAUUUGUUCGUUAUGCCGAGGAGACUGCAGCAAGCAAAGCCUUGAAGGAAAUGGAUGGCCAGUUGCUGGAUGGUAGAAAUAUUCGUCUCCAAUAUGCUCACAGAGGAUGA
Molecule: messenger RNA, 330 nt
Organism: Fraxinus pennsylvanica
Lineage: Eukaryota; Viridiplantae; Streptophyta; Magnoliopsida; Lamiales; Oleaceae
Source: the annotation of a GenBank genome assembly